AUGUUCACAUCCACCUGCAGAAACGUCGCCCGCUCGAGCGCAUCAAGGACAAUUGCCACAGCACCAAUUCGCAGAAGCCUACAUCGCUUGUCGACACCUUCAUCUCUCACAUCAACCGCCACCAGAUACCGUCCGAGUGCGCCUUCGCUCAAGCCCGCUCAUUCUUGUUUCCCCACCGGUACUCGCUCAAUCUUCAUCCAGACCGAGGACACACCCAAUGCCGACGCUCUGAAGUUCAUUCCCAACUCUCGCAUCUUGCCUGAGAACUUCCAAACAACCUUCCUUGAAUACCUCUCGCCUCGCUCGACGCUUGCGCCACCCCACCCUUCGCCUCUCGCUGCUCAGCUGCUGAACGUCGACGGUGUCUCAUCAGUCUUCUACGGUCCCGACUACAUCACUGUCACCAAGGACUCCGCCACUCCAUGGCCACACGUCAAACCCGAAGUCUUUGCUCUGAUCACCGAGGCUGUGACAUCCGGACAGCCUCUUGUAAAUACGGUAACCGGAAAGAGCGGUGAACAGCAGGCAGUCGAGAAGGACUCUUUGGAGUACGAUGAGAACGACAGCGAGGUCGUCAGCAUGAUCAAGGAGCUGCUCGAGACGCGCAUUCGUCCGGCUAUCCAGGAAGACGGUGGUGAUAUUGAAUUCAGAGGCUUUGUGGAUGGCCAGGUUCUUCUGAAGCUGCGCGGUGCUUGCAGAACUUGCGACUCGAGCACAGUCACUCUCAAGACCGGCAUUGAGAGCAUGCUUAUGCAUUACAUCGAUGAGGUCCAGGGUGUUCAACAAGUGCUGGACGAGGAAGAGGAGGUCGCUCUUCGUGAGUUUGCCAAGUUCGAGGAAAAGCUGAAGGCACAAAAGGGCGAGGUGCCUGCUGCCACUGUCGGCAAGGGCUCGCUCGACACUGUCGAGUAG
Aureobasidium namibiae CBS 147.97 is the source of this 912-nucleotide messenger RNA. Its product is annotated as HIRA-interacting protein 5. Gene Ontology annotation, biological process: iron-sulfur cluster assembly. The transcript has 2 exons. The coding region runs from base 1 to 912 and encodes 303 amino acids. Gene Ontology annotation, molecular function: iron ion binding; iron-sulfur cluster binding. NCBI's taxonomy places the organism in Eukaryota, Fungi, Ascomycota, Dothideomycetes, Dothideales, Saccotheciaceae. The record is from RefSeq and is a predicted model, not a curated record. Gene Ontology annotation, cellular component: mitochondrion.